AUGUCUCGCAAUUGCCUGUUUGUCCUCACUCUUCUGGCUUUCGCACUUGUCGCUUCAGCAUAUUUCCCACACGACCACUACCUCCAACACCACCAACACCACAAUUACAUUAUUCAGCAUCACUCACACCAACGAUGCUUCUGCAAAUACUACCCCACUUUCACUUGCUGCACUCAACCUCAGCUUCCCGAGUGCCAGAUGCCCAGACACUACCCAACUUGCACCCAAACCUACGAGAAGUGUGUGGAGACAUGCAAAGUGAACAUCUACUGCAUCCAAUACUGUCAGACUCGUUUCCGUCUCAUUCCCCAAUUCCCACGUUGUUAA
This is a messenger RNA of Rodentolepis nana, 327 nucleotides long. The record is from the annotation of a GenBank genome assembly. Lineage: Eukaryota; Metazoa; Platyhelminthes; Cestoda; Cyclophyllidea; Hymenolepididae.